This is a messenger RNA of Aspergillus udagawae, 4401 nucleotides long. RefSeq names its product GTPase-activating protein BEM3. Bases 1 to 4401 code for a protein of 1466 amino acids. Gene Ontology annotation, biological process: regulation of GTPase activity; signal transduction. Gene Ontology annotation, cellular component: cytoplasm. Gene Ontology annotation, molecular function: phosphatidylinositol binding. NCBI's taxonomy places the organism in Eukaryota, Fungi, Ascomycota, Eurotiomycetes, Eurotiales, Aspergillaceae. The transcript is spliced from 3 exons. The record is from RefSeq and is a predicted model, not a curated record.
AUGUCGCAGCUUCGGCACGGCAGCGACAACAAUCCCAGUCUCAACCAGCCAUCUGCAGCGUACUCCGUUUCACCCAAAACGAGGGAUGCAGAAUUCCCACGUUCCCCGUUGACAGGAAAUCUUAUUCCUCGUGACUACUUAGUUGCGCGAGCCGACGCCCAGCCCUUACGUUCUGGGGUUGUCGCUGGUACUGGCCCCCGCAAACCAACGCCCUCCCCCUUGAAUACAAGUGACUGUUGUCGAGAAGACAGUCAAGACAAUUUCGGCUUGUUACAGAGUCCUGUAUCCCCUCGAUCAUCCGUUAAAACAGCUCCGCCGCCCAACCAUUCUUCGACUAGUCGAAUAGCCCAUGCUGCGUUUGCUGCAUUGCCCUCAAAACUAUCCGGUUCUGGCCAGAAGUUGACCACAUCGUCGGCAGGCGAUAGGGCGCGUGGUGACCUGAAACAGCAUGGUAGAGGUAUGACUGCGAUAGAAGACAUCGGAGCACGCAAAUUAUCGGAUACAGGUGACUCGGUGCAGUCACCAACAUCAUCUCCAGUAUCACUACUGGACUCCUUGCAAUCAAUGUCUGGGGACCGAACGCCGGGGCACCGUAUUAUGCCCCGCACUUCAUCAAUUGAUUCUGCAAUCUCUUCUCUGUCGUCAGCGUCUCAACCCCAUAAGUCGUCGUUCGAUGCCAGCGCGGUCAGCCAAGCUGAUAUCGAUCACCUUAUAGCAACCGCAGGAUCCCCCGAGGCUGUUAUCAUACAUCUCCUGAAGGAGAAGCAUCAUGCAGCCUCUCAGAAUGCGCAACUCUGGAGACUGGUGGACAAGCAGCGGACUUUGAUACUUGGCCUGAAUAAGGAUCUUGAGCGCGCCUUGAAAGAGAAGGAGCGAUAUAAGAAAAAGGCCAAAGAGCUACAGAAUUCUAUACCUCCGGUGCCAUCCAAUACUGAUCACAUUGUUCAGUCUCGAGGUGCCGAUAAUGGGGUCAUCCGUGUCAGUCAGGAUUUAUCAAAGCAAGAACAGGACCAGGGCGAAUCAUCAGAGGCGAAGAGCACGAAUGUGGGCAUGCAGGAUCUCUGCGACAGCCCCGUUCUCGCCCCGAGAGCGAAAACAGAUCUUUUGUCUCCUGCCGGACCAGACUCCCCGUGCCUGAAUACGACAUCGCCCACUGAGUUUGACACCGCGCGGCCUGAACAAACAGAGCAUUUCGAUCAGCACUUAAAUUCGCAAUCGCUCGUUUACUCGCGGAAAGAAAUGUCAGCAGCAAGCCCAACUUCUUUGGCCAGUUCUAGCUCAGCUCUGAACGAGACCCUGCCAGCGGAGGAUAGACAACAGAGACUUCCUCAUCCUUCCCGCAAGCCUCCUCCUGCCCCACUGAAGCUCGGACAAGCACAACCUGCAGCUAUGGAGAACUCCGGCAUUUAUGAUUCAGAAUCCGAUUACGAAGAUAUUCUGGAGGUCGACGAAUUGCCGGUUGAGCGUGGUAGGCGGAAAACGAGGGGUGACGAUGAUCGAGAACGGGAAGCAGCCCUUGACAGGGAAAUGGGCGCUUUUAAGGCUACUGAAGAAGAGACACCACAAACAUAUCUUUCAGGCAAAACGUCUACCAGUGGACUGACACUCGGGAUAUCUGAGGGCCCCCGACAACACCUUUCGUCGUCCUCUCCAAUUGAAAAUCAGGAUUCUCUGACUUCUGUUCAAAGCCCUCGAAACAACCAUGCGCCAUCUUUGAACGAUCAACCCGCAUUCGCAGUCCCGAAGAGUCCGGGACUGCCUCUCAGCCCAAGACCAGAAGAUCGCCCUAUAGGCUCUCCCUUGCCCCGGAUGCCCAGGGAAGUGCCAAACUCAUUGGCACAUCUGCCGAUGUCUUCAGAGAAUAGCCUCGCAGGCUUAGCCCUGUCCCCGCGCGCUACUCAUCAUCCAAAUCCCUUUGCUCCCGGAGCUUCUAUGUCUACUGAUACUAGUCCUUCGCAUAUUGAUGCUACCCACAGGCCUAUUCCCACAAUCGACCAUGGCUCGAGAAAGGGCAAUCCUCGGUCACCCUGCCCUCCUGCCACCGGGAUAUAUCGAGGCCUGAUGUCUGAGGAUUUCCCCGGUCUUCUUUUGCCUCCGAACGCUCUUCCUUUGAUACGAGUGAAGGUCUCUUCGUCGCGACUUAGGCCUUCUAGAAACAGCUAUAUGGCACCAAAGCCCUCCGAAGAAGAGCCAGUAUUCACCCUGGGUGUCUUUUCGCGGUCAGAGAACCUAGAACUUUGGCGCGUAGAGAAAGUCGUCGCGGCCCUCCCGCAGCUGGAUCAACAGAUAAGACAAUCGUCUGCUUUGUGGAUGAAACUGCCAGAUAGAUCGAUUUUCAGCGGUCAUUCCCCUGCGAAAAUCGACGCGAGACGUGCGGCCUUGAAUUCCUACUUCGAAGCUCUGCUUGACACACCCGUAGACGAGAGAGCGGCAUUAGCGAUCUGCCAGUUUCUUACUUUGGAUGCAAUUGAGCCGCGAGAUGACGAGUCAAGUUUGCUGAAGGGCAACAGUAAAGCGACCUCGGAAGCUUUGGCAGGUCAAGAUGGAAAACCCCAAAAGGAAGGGUAUUUGACAAAAAGGGGCAAGAAUUUUGGCGGCUGGAAAGCACGAUACUUCAUACUCUAUGGGCCUGAGUUGAAGUAUUUUGAAUCGCCAGGUGGUCCUCACCUCGGGACUAUCAAGAUUUUCAAUGCUCAGAUCGGCAAGCAAUCGCACCCCCCAAAUAACUCAAAUAACCCUUUGUCCGGGGCCGAAGAUGACACUGAAAACCAAUACCGACACGCCUUUCUCAUAUUGGAACCGAAAAGAAAAGACUCAUCAGCGCUUGUGAGGCACGUGCUCUGCGCUGAGAGCGAUGAAGAAAGGGAUGCUUGGGUCGAAGCACUCCUGGCAUAUGUUGAGGGACAAUCGGAUAAUGAGGGCACAGAGAACACGUCGCCGCAGAGUCAAGUUUCAACCCAAGCAAGACAUGUCUCUCAAUCAACCUCGAAAUCUAAACUCUUCGCAGGUGGGGGCAAAAAGAGUGGCAAGGGAAUGAACAACGCGGAGAUGGACUUGACCGAUACUGUGCAAGGAUUCAGUUAUGAUGAUGCUGUUCCUGCGGAACCGCCUCUUCUGGGUCCUCCACCCGAAAAGCAACCACCGAGAUCCCCCAUGUUCCCAUUAGAGGCAGCAAUGGAAUCUUUGGAUACAAACCCGGCUUUGGAUCAUGUUCAGCUCUCAUCUAAGGUGAUAUCUGGACCUACAAACGGUACAGUGAUCCAGGAUGCAGGGGCCUGGGGCAAUAAAACCGUCACUAGCACCAAGGAGAAGAAGCGCAGCAUCUGGGGUUUCCGCACAAGGUCAUCGUAUGAUCUUGCCUCGCAGCUGCAGGCGAGUCAAGAACCUUCGUCAGCUCAAGCACUCGUGAAUCCUUCUACAGAAAGGAAAGACCUCGUCAGGCCUGUAUUCGGAAUACCCUUGGCGGAGGCUGUGCAGCACUGCGCUCCACAAGGUAUUGACGUCGAUUUACCAGCUGUUGUCUAUCGCUGCAUUGAGUAUCUCAAGGCGAAGGGAGCAGCAACAGAGGAAGGUAUAUUUCGAUUAAGCGGUUCCAAUGUGGUCGUCAAAGCGCUGAAGGAACGCUUCAAUACUGAAGGGGAUGUUGACUUCCUUGCUGGUGAUGAGUACUACGAUGUUCAUGCUGUGGCCAGUCUUUUCAAGCAAUAUCUACGGGAGCUCCCAACAACUGUUCUUACUCGUGAACUACAUCUGGAUUUUCUACGUGUGCUCGAAUUGGAUGAGCGGCAGAAGAAAAUCCUGGCAUUUAAUUCACUUAUCCACAGGCUCCCACGGCCAAACCUGGCCUUAUUACGAGCACUAGUUCAGUUUUUGAUUAUUAUUGUCAACAACUCCGAAGUGAACAAGAUGACAAUCAGAAAUGUCGGCAUUGUCUUUGCACCAACGCUCAACAUUCCAGCCCCAGUUUUCUCCAUGUUCCUCACAGACUUUGAGAGCAUAUUUGAUAAAAUGCCAGAAGGCCGGUUAGAACCAGCAGAGCUUAAAGUUGAUCGGCCGGCGCUCCCAGAAGACAUCCGCUCUCCACGCCAUCAGAUGUUCUCAGAUUUGCCCACGCCUGCGUAUAACCAAACAACGUUUCGCAGGCCCACAGAAGUCGCAGAUGAUUUACGACAUGACACGGGGUUUAUUUCAAUGCAGCCAAGUUAUGAGCAAUCGUCUCAUAACCCAGUGGAACAUUACAACCGGCAGCCGGAUUCCCCAGCUAUGAAUAGAAUGUUGAUGCCCACCGUUGAUAAUUCCCGUUCUGCUAAGGCCAAGAGAAGGGAGAGCUCUAUGUUGUUCAUGGAAUACAACCACCAAAGCUCAGGUCUCCCAGCUAUGCGCGAUGAUCAGAGUGAAUGA